GUGAGGGAAGGGAAGUGAGAGAGAGAGGGAGAAAGUCAGAAAGAGGGAGAGAGGCGCUCUAGCCGGUCCUUUCAGCGCGUGGAACAGUCGUGAGAGGACACAGUUACGCACCGGAAUCAUGGAUCCUGGUCAUCAACGUUAAAGCGCCACUUUUACGCAGCAGGGUGUUUCUAAAAUACGCGUUAAAAUGUGGACAAUCCCGAAGCCAAACUAUAGCAGUGGUUUGUGCGCCGAGGGGGAGAUUGUUGUGAACAUCGGAGGGGUCCGUGUGGUACUCUGCGGGGAUGUUUUGAACCGCUAUCCGGACAGCAGACUGGCAGAGUUGUUGAAGUGUUCAACUCAGGAUCAUGAAGUUAUCUCAUCGCUUUGUGAUGACUUUGAUCCUGGGAGGAAAGAGUUUUAUUUUGACAGAGAUUCCGAUGCUUUCAAGUGCAUCAUCGACGUUUACUACUUUGAUGAAAUCCACAUUAAACGCGGGAUUUGUCCAAUUUGUUUUAUUAAGGAGAUGGAGUUCUGGAAAAUAGAUCCCAGUGUUCUCGACGAGUGCUGCAAAAGUUACUUAAGUGAGAAAGAGGAGGAGCUGAAGGAGAUUGCUAAUAAAGUAAAGAUCAUUCUGGAGGAUCUGGAGGUGGAUCAGUGUAUCACGCGCGCUCAGCGGUGCCAGAGGUUCCUGUGGAGGCUGAUGGAGAAGCCGGGUUCCUCUCUGCCGGCGCGCUUCAUUGCCAUCGCUUCCUUCCUUUCCGUCCUGGUCUCGGCGGUGGUGAUGUGCGUGGGUACCAUCCCGGAGCUGCAGGUGACGGACGCGGAAGGCAAACAGGUGGAGCACCCGGUCCUCGAGGCGAUCGAGACCGCGUGCAUGUCUUGGUUCACAGCGGAGUAUCUGCUGCGGCUCGCGUCAUCUCCAAACAAGCUGCACUUUGCACUCUCCAUCAUGAACAUCAUAGACUUUAUGGCCAUCAUUCCUUUCUACGUGGUACUGUCCCUCACAUAUCUCGGCACCACAUCCAUGAUGGAGCUGGCUAACGUGCAGCAGGCUGUGCAGGCGCUCCGCAUCAUGCGUAUCGCGCGUAUUUUCAAGCUGGCGCGCCACUCCUCCGGGCUGCAGACUCUCACCUACGCGCUGAAGAGGAGUCUUAAGGAGCUGGGGCUGCUCCUCAUGUACAUGGGCGUGGGAAUCUUUGUAUUCUCAGCGCUGGCAUACACCAUGGAGCAAAGCCACCCAGAGACUCUCUUCAGGAGCAUCCCGCAGUCCUUCUGGUGGGCCAUCAUCACAAUGACCACUGUGGGCUACGGCGACAUCUACCCCAAAACCACGCUGGGCAAGUGCAACGCAGCCGUCAGUUUCCUGUGUGGGGUGAUAGCUAUAGCCCUCCCUAUCCACCCCAUUAUCAACAACUUUGUGGUCUUCUACAACAAACAGAAGGUGUUGGAGACCGCGGCGAAGCACGAGGUGGAGCUGAUGGAGCUGAAGGCUGGCGGGGGCGCGCGCAGGAAAAGCAGAAAUUGAGAUCAAUAUUUGAACGCAGUUCCGUAGUUGAAGCUUGAGGAAAAUCGAGGGCUGUUUUACAUGAAAUAAGUAAAAUGUAAUCUGUUGAAUGAUACUAAAAUCUUGAUUUCUGGGCUUUAAAUUUAGACAAUUGGACCUGCAGACGCGAUGGCACAGCUCCAUGCAGACUCCUGCGUUAUUGUAAAUGUAGUUUCUUUGUCCCGAUUUGGCAGCAGCUUGAUCAGAUAAUCAGAUGAUAAAUCAGAUGAUACUGAGCUUUUUUUUUUUCUUUUUUUGGUCAUUUUUAAACUAUGUUCAUGAUCCAUGUUCAUUAUUUCUAUCUGCUUUUUGCUGUAGAGCCGACUUUAACCCAAAACUGUUUGAUCAUUGAUAGUUACUUUGCUAAAUAAAAUCACCACACUAUUUGAAAGAAUCAAGGACAGAUAUUAGCCUUAAAGGCCAAUAAAUUCUCUUUUAAGUUUGUUGUAUUUAUCAAAUAUAUAAGGAAGAUCUGCUGCUUUGAAAACUUUUAAACACACAUUUAAUUAUUCUCACUGGUUAGCCGGAUGUGUGGCUUUAUGGAUUAGGACUCUGACACUGACUUUAACAUACAAAGACAAAGAGGAAAAUCUGCCUUGAAAUAUCAGGUAGAGGCGAAGUAAACAUGCACAAAGAGGGCUCUUUGUUUGUCAGAAAGAUACACUUAUCAAUUUUCUCCUGCAUGUACAGUAUACACAGUAUACACAUGCUAUAAGGUUUGCAUGCAGAGCUUUGUUAGAAAUCAGGUAGAAAACAGAACCUGGACUGUAGAGGAUGGGACAGGAGAAGAGCUGUCGUGCUGUUUAACUACAGCCUAUGUGUUUGUUGAUUGUUUUGGCACGUGACGCUAAGGGUGUUAUGAUAUCACAUUUUCACCUCACAAUAAUCAUUGCUAUGAAAUGUCACAAUAACUGUUAUCACAAUAUUUAUUUAAAACUUGAAAUAAAAAUAAAAAAUAUAUAUAUAUA
Messenger RNA from Xyrichtys novacula (pearly razorfish), 2493 nucleotides. The record is from the annotation of a GenBank genome assembly. Lineage: Eukaryota; Metazoa; Chordata; Actinopteri; Labriformes; Labridae.